CAGAGACAUGGGUCGAGUUUCUUCAAGCACUGCAACGGCGGAGAAGGUUUCUUGGCACUGUGCUUUGCUCAUGGCAGCGAUGCUGCUGCUCAUCAGCUGCUGUGAAGAUGAACCGAGUGAAAGGGAAGCGUUGCUGCGGCACGGGAACAAGGCGUGCGAUGAAAUAUACGUGGUGAGGGAAGGAGAGACGUUGCACACCAUCGGUGAAAAAUGUGGGGAUCCUUUCAUCGUUGAACAAAAUCCUCACAUACAUGACCCUGAUGAUGUUUUCCCUGGCCUCGUUCUCAAGAUUACUCCUUUCAUCAUCAACAACUAAACCAGUUAUUUCAUAUGCACGGUGAUUGCUGUAAUCUGGUUUGUAAAUUGUUUUAGUAACAGAUCCUUCGUAAUACUUAAGUGUUUAAUACAGUUUAUACUUAAUGCAUUGGUAUUAUAUGAAA
Molecule: messenger RNA, 440 nt
Organism: Hibiscus syriacus
Lineage: Eukaryota; Viridiplantae; Streptophyta; Magnoliopsida; Malvales; Malvaceae
Exons: 1
Coding region: 8-316 (102 amino acids)
Source: RefSeq, a predicted model, not a curated record